CAGAACCACAGAAGAAGAGCAGCGUCAGCUGGCGGACGUGACGUCAGCAGCGGAAGCGGAUUGAGAGCUGUUAGCGCUGCUGAGAAUAACCCCUGAAGCAGCUGUGUGUGAGAGAAACAGACCCGACAGCAGCUUGCAGAUGUCUGAGGACGUCUAUGAGAAGUUCCUGGCUCCAGAAGAGCCGUGUCCGCUGCUGUCUCGGAGAGGGAACCUCAGUGAAGAUGCUACGCUGGACGUCAGUGACUUCGGCUGUCAGCUGUCCUCGUGUCACCGCACAGACCCGCUCCACCGCUUCCACAGCAGCAGGUGGCACCUGACCUCCUGCGGCACCAGCGUGGCCAGCUCGGACUGCAGCGAGGAGCUCUUCUCCUCCGUGUCUGUGUGUGAUCAGGACGACUGCUACUCGCUGCUGGACGAGCAGGAGCUGGCCUCCUUUGAGCUGUUCCCCGAGGGCAGCGUGUGCAGCGACGUGUCCUCCUCCAUCAGCACUUACUGGGACUGGUCCGACAGCGAGUUCGAGUGGCAGGUGAGUCGUUUCUGCGCUCGCUGA
Sinocyclocheilus grahami is the source of this 550-nucleotide messenger RNA. Its product is annotated as protein FAM199X-like. The transcript is spliced from 3 exons. Lineage: Eukaryota; Metazoa; Chordata; Actinopteri; Cypriniformes; Cyprinidae. The coding region runs from base 140 to 550 and encodes 136 amino acids. The record is from RefSeq and is a predicted model, not a curated record.